GGAGCUACCCUAGUCGAUUUCGACCUUGACUUAUAUAUCUUCAAAUAUCGAUGUUUACGUAUCUCAAACGCACAUAAGGCUUUAACAGCCCCGAUUCUAUACGCAGUUCUGAAGAAAAGCAAUCAAAUAUAUUUUUAUUUCUUAGAUAAUUGAAAAUCUGUUGGAGUGUUUUUAUCCAGAAUUGCAUACAAAACGGGGCUGUUGAGCCCUUUUGUGUGUUUGAGAGACGUGGAUGUCGAUAUCAAGAGGUGUAUACGUCAACACCGAAAUCGGUAAGGCACCCCCUUAACACUUCAAAUAUUUAGGAUUUGGACCGAUAAAGGGCUCUCAUCAUUUACCCAUGUUUUUGGCGUAAGAACACCACAAAUUACACAAUGGAUUCGAACAAAGUUGAUCGAUGGAGUAACACACAAGCAGCACUCAAGGACUUCAUGAUUAAUUUCAGUUGCAACAAGUGCAACUACACAGCACGUGACCCAAUUCGUUACCAAAAAUGUGACCACCUGUUUUGCACAACAUGCAUUGGAUCAAAAUCUCAAUGCCCAGCGUGUAAUACUCCAGCUAAUAGAAAUGAAGUUUACUCUGACAAAAUAACAGAAAAAUUGAUUGGAUAUGGCAACAUCAUUUCUCAAAUAGUUCACAAGACUCAAUCGCCGAUGAAGGUGGAUAACAAAACUCUGAGUAGUAAUUUGUCAGCAACAGAACAUAAUGUUUCAAUCAAGUCACAAACUAUUCCCAAAAAUGUGAACAAACCUAAUAUGAAAGGGGAAACUCCACUGCACAAAGCAUGUUUAAAGAGAAACAUUGAAAGGGUUCGUUCGCUAUUAGAGGCUGGAGCAGACCCCAAUACACAAGAUAAUGCUAAGUGGACUCCUUUGUUCGAGGCGGUUAGUUAUGGAUAUUACGAAAUCUGUAAGCUUCUUCUUGAGGCAGGGGCACAUCCAGAUACCCCAGUUGAACAGAACCGAACAGCUCUACAUGCAGCAGUUAACUGCAAUGACAUUGAAAUGAUCAAACUUCUGCUACAAUAUAGAGCUGAUGUCAAUGCAUGUGACAGUUCUGGUAAAACACCACUUGAUUAUGCAUCUGAAGAGGUCCACAAAAUUUUAACGUGUUAUAAACCUGCAGAGAAUAUGCUGGAAAAAAGUUUGUCAAGUAUUUCAAACAUAACGGCUUCUUACAACAACACUUUGACUAGCAAUGGAACUCAUGUACUUGGAUUAGAUCUGAGUAGCGAGAGCCAGCUCCUGCUUUCUAAACUAGCUAGUAAACACAAAAUCAAAACAGUCAAAACUUUUACAGCUGCUGUAACUCAUGUUGUCGUGGAAGCUAAUGAUCAGUAUGAUACCCCUGUGAAUUAUGUAGUUUUACUCGCUAUUCUUCAUGGUGACUGGAUCCUCGUCAGUGAAUUGCUCAGGCAUUGUGCAAAUCUUACAGACCUUACUACAAUAGAAUUGGAAUUUUUUGAAGUACAGGGUACAACAAAUGCUCGAAGAAGUGGUGCUCCUACUCGAGCCAGAGAAAAUACACAGAAAAAGAACCCGAGGCUCUUCAAUGGCUGCAAUUUUUUCUUUGCGAUAAACAACCAGUCUACAUAUACAUUUGGUGAUCUACAGUUUACUAAGUUGACACUUUCAAAAUUAAUUACUGAGGGGGAAGGAAAGGUAUUACAUAGGGAACCUGAUCCUGAAUCGAUACGCACGAAUGAGGAAAUUCCAUUUCAUGUAGCACGGGAUGUUUCUCAUCCCUUACACAGUUGUUCUCAUUAUAUAAUAUAUGUGCCUGGAAUGGAUGAGCCACAGAUACAAUAUAAUAUGCCGCACAUAAAAUCUUUACCUUUGAUUUGGCUCAUUGAAUCUAUUGAACAAUUCAAAUUAUUAGAUCCUGCUGAAAUAGGCAUAAUACCCUCUGCCAAUGAUGUGUGAUAAUUGCUUGAGACUGAGUUUCAAUUUCAGUUUUACCAGCCCAAUCAUAUCAAUCGUAAAUACAAUUAUUUGAAUUUUUUCUUGAUCACUCGAUACACAAAUACUUAUGUCAGACACCUGUAUCAGCUAAUUAUACAUAAUAUGCCAUUUUAACUAGUCGACCAUAUUAUUACUUCGUGAAUUUUUAAUUUACAAACACCGGAAAUACACGCAGCACGAAGUUUACCGCGCUUUUACCUUAAUUUUUAUUUCGUCUCACGACUGUUUACUAGAACCUCGAUUAUCCGAAUCAGUUGGUACCGGGUCGAAUUCGCAAUAGCGAAAAUGCGGGUGAUGGAAUAGUAAUGUUGAAAGAAACGAUGCUACGUGAUAAAGAAUAUUAGAAACAUAAAGCAUAAAUUUUAUGUAUUUUUACACGCGUUAUGUUUUUCUUUCAGAAUGUUAAUCACAAUAGCGUUAAUUUGAACUGUGAAUCGAUCCUCCGAUGUCUGUUUUCAUAAUAGCGUAUUUAUAUAUUCUAUAAUUUCGGGUCUU
Messenger RNA from Diprion similis, 2459 nucleotides. RefSeq names its product BRCA1-associated RING domain protein 1-like. The record is from RefSeq and is a predicted model, not a curated record. NCBI's taxonomy places the organism in Eukaryota, Metazoa, Arthropoda, Insecta, Hymenoptera, Diprionidae. Bases 375 to 1925 code for a protein of 516 amino acids. Gene Ontology annotation, molecular function: protein binding. The transcript has 9 exons.